This is a messenger RNA of Meira miltonrushii, 879 nucleotides long. RefSeq lists its product as uncharacterized. The record is from RefSeq and is a predicted model, not a curated record. Gene Ontology annotation, molecular function: mRNA binding. The transcript is spliced from 2 exons. NCBI's taxonomy places the organism in Eukaryota, Fungi, Basidiomycota, Exobasidiomycetes, Exobasidiales, Brachybasidiaceae. Gene Ontology annotation, biological process: mRNA export from nucleus. Bases 1 to 879 code for a protein of 292 amino acids. Gene Ontology annotation, cellular component: nucleus.
AUGAGUAGAAGACCAAAUAGCGGAAACGGACGUGCUCAAACGCAAAGGAUUGCAUCAGGAGCACGAGCCAAUCCAUAUUCUCGACCCGGAAGUGCAUCCAAGCAAACAUCUCAACAAUAUCCGCCUAAUCAACUUUCCAUUCGUGGCUCAUCCGGUCCAACAUGGAUCUUAAUACAAAACCUUUUACGUGGAACAUCAGAAGCAGAUAUUCAAUCCACUUUUCAGCAAUUCGGUAAAAUUGAAGCAGUUCGAUCUCAUCCUUCUUCCGGUUCAGAUCAAUCAUUAAGCUUUGAAGUUGCAUUCACUCAUUCUACUUCUGCUCAAGGAGCAAUCGAUAAAUUGAACGGUGCUUUAGCCGAUGGUCGUGUUCUCAAUGUUCGAUUCCGAGAUAAUGUACCAAACAAACCUGCAAAUGCUUCUGGCAGCAAAACAAGUAAUCCUGUUCAACCACCUCGUGCUCCAGCUCGUGAUAUCGCUGCUGCUGCUGCUGCCAAAGCAAAUCAUGGAAAAGAAUUGUUUCCCAAUAAAGCCACUCCAGGAGCAAAGAAUGGAUCCAAUCCUCUUGGUUCACGUCUAAUGAGCGCAACAGAAUUGAAAGCGUUAUCUAAAAAGCAAGCACAACAAAAGAAGAAAGCUGCUACACCAGAAGGCGCUCUUUCUGCUCCUGGUUUCAAUCAAGUUAGUCCUUCUUCGGCUGUUGCUCUUUCAAAGAGGAUUGGUAGUUUGCCAUUAGCAUUACGAUUAGCCGAAACGAAUGCAGGAAGUACUGCAAAUGGAAAGAAGAAGGGCUCUAGCGGUGCAACUUUAUCUGCAUCGCAAAAGAAGAGAAAGAGAGCACAAGCGAAAGCAGCAAAUUCGUCGGGAAUGCAAUUGGAUUAG